AUGGCGUCAAACAUUGGCGAAUUGAGGCUACUAUGGUUGUUGUUGAUCCUGACGAUUAUUCUUGAUGGCUCGCUGGCGAUGAGAAAGGUCAGCAGGGCUCCAGUUGGUUUUCGGUAUUCCAAGGAUUUGAACGCGGAAGCUACAGGUCAUGGAGGCGGCGACAGACAUCGCGAAGAGGGCACCGGCUCGAAGCACGAUGAGGACCACCAUGACACGCACGGCCAUAAGAACGAUAAGGGUUACAAGACUUUCCACGAAUUCGAGAAGAACGACAAAGGACACCACGAUAAGGAGAAGCACAAGCAGGAGUAUGACGAGGAAGAGGGUGAGGAAAAGAAGAACCACGAAGAAGCUGGCCAUUAUGGUGAGAAUCAUCACGGUGAGGAGGGUGAGAAGAACGCGAAGUUUGGCGAAGAAGGAAAGCAUCAAAAGGGAUACAGUACGAAAGGAGAACACAGCGUCUUCAAGAAGGAUGAAUACGAGAAGAAACACGAUUUUUAUGACGAAUACCACGAGGAUGGAGGAAGCGAGAAGCACGGUGGUUGGCAUGAGGAACACGAGGGCAAGAAGGGUGGCCAUGAAAAGAAAGGAUCUUUGCAUUCGGGACAUCACGAGGGUCAUCACGGUGCGGAAAAGAAACACGAGGGAGGUCACCAUCAUCACGAGAAGAAGGGUCACAAAUCGGCAGAGGGGCACGACAGUCAUCACGAGCACGACGAGAAACACGGUCAUAAAGAAGGACAGACGUCAGGACAUAAAUGGUCAAAAUCAAAUCAUCAUUGA
Temnothorax curvispinosus is the source of this 783-nucleotide messenger RNA. RefSeq names its product histidine-rich glycoprotein-like. Bases 1 to 783 code for a protein of 260 amino acids. The transcript is spliced from 5 exons. The record is from RefSeq and is a predicted model, not a curated record. NCBI's taxonomy places the organism in Eukaryota, Metazoa, Arthropoda, Insecta, Hymenoptera, Formicidae.